AUGACUUUGCUUCAUUUAACUGCCUGCAUUCUGGCCAUAGCUUUCACUCAAGACGAGUGGGCCAUUCUCGUGGAGAUGCUGUGUUUGCACUCCUUAGAUCCCACCAUGUCCAUCGAAGCUGUGGUCUAUGACUUCUUCAAAAACCAGCCAGGUGCCUCGCGUCAAGCCACCUCGACUUCGCUGAGCACCAUGACCUUGACCGUGGCACUGUCCACGGGGCUUGGUGGAAUCAUCUACGACCAGUGGAGUUGGCAAGGUUUGGCGAUCGCGCACACUGUGUUUGAGGGGCUCCUCCUCGUCGUCUUGUGGCUUCAAAAAGCCUGCUGGAGAUCUGUUGAAGUGGUUCUCUUGAGAAGAAAAAGCAAAAUGCACAGCAAAAAAAGCAAGGUCAGCAAGGUCAGCAAGAUCGGCAAGGAAAUUCAAUGGGCUCUGCCGGCCACAGAGGGUGUCCACAGCGAAGCGACGCCAGAAAAUCGUGAGGGUGCCAGCGCGCCGAUUCCUGGGCAUGUGGAGCAUGAAGGCUUCGAAAAUGGCGUCGGACCAGGCCUGGCACUUGAAGAUGUGGAGGAGGAAGAGGCAGGACCUCAUCCAGUGGUACCAACCGUCCGUGAGACGGUCAAGAGCAGAAGAACCAAAUCAGAUGUUCUACAAGAAAUGCUGGACGAAUUGGACGACGAGGAGGAGGAGGAGGAGCGUGGCAAGGCGCAGGAACCGCCACGGCGUACCAGGUUCCAGGAUGCUGAGACGGAGCCGCAAGACGAGGUCGCCGAGGUCGUGAAACCAAAGUCACCGGAGGUGGAUAAACAGCAUUCGACUGCCGUAAGCGGUCGGAGGACAGAUCACAAGCUCUUGGACGCCUACCUGCAGGAAUUGGAAGCCGAGGAGUUGGAUGAUCACCCGGAUCAGUUCAUCAUAUGUCGCGGCAUGGAGAUCAGCCACCUCACGCCGCUCAAUGCCACUGUGAAGGCUUCAGGAUCGGAGACGACAUCCACGGAACGUGUCUGUUCUCGUGUGGUGGCAUACAUCAGCGAGCAUGCGCUGAGCGCUGACUUUGGCUGA
Molecule: messenger RNA, 1059 nt
Organism: Cladocopium goreaui
Lineage: Eukaryota; Dinophyceae; Suessiales; Symbiodiniaceae
Source: the annotation of a GenBank genome assembly